UUCUUUCAAGAAUUCAAACAAAAGAAGUCUUCUUAGAGCUCGAAUCCCAGUAAGAAUGUGGUAAUUUUCUGAGAUCAAUGGUGCUCAAUGGCAAGGCUGAUGAAUCAGAAACGAAUUCGGCUUUAGAAUUGGUUGAUUCUGGGAAAGGAAUAAGUUGUCUGGGAACUCCUCGCGUUGUAUCGGUUGUUUCAUCUGUUCUUGAGAGAGCAAUUCAGAAGAACGAGAGUUUGCUUCAGGCGUCCAAAAAGAAGGAUGUUGUUGCCAUAUUUCACGGCUCAAGAGUUCCCAGCUUGAGCAUCAGACAAUAUAUUGAACGCAUAUUUAAGUACUCAAGCUGCAGCCCUUCUUGCUUUGUCGUUGCAUAUAUAUACAUCGAUCGAUUCCUUCAACAACUCAACGCCUACCUUACAAGCCUCAACGUUCAUCGCCUUCUGAUUACCAGUAUCAUGAUUGCUGCAAAAUUCAUAGAUGACGAGUGUUACAACAAUGCUUAUUUCGUCAAGAUCGGAGGGGUGAGCACCACAGAAAUGAACAGACUGGAGAUAAGUUUCUUGUUUACUCUGGAGUUUAGGCUUCAUGUCACUGCAAAGGUCUUCAGGAAGUACUGUUUACAUCUGGAGAAAGGAGCUGCAGAAUACGAGAACAUGUCCCCAACCCAGUCGGAAAAAUGAUGGCCAAACAAAGAUGAGAACUAAGCCUACAACAGCAGCAGCAGUUGCCUUCUGUGUAAAGUUUCUGCAUGUCCCUGGGGCAUCAAUAUAUCACAGCACCCAGAUUCCAGUACAGGAAAAAUGUCUGAAAUAAUGUAAAACAAUGAACUAUAUAUAGAAAAAAAUUGCCUGCUCA
Mangifera indica (mango) is the source of this 846-nucleotide messenger RNA. RefSeq names its product cyclin-P3-1-like. Gene Ontology annotation, biological process: regulation of cyclin-dependent protein serine/threonine kinase activity. NCBI's taxonomy places the organism in Eukaryota, Viridiplantae, Streptophyta, Magnoliopsida, Sapindales, Anacardiaceae. The transcript is spliced from 2 exons. The record is from RefSeq and is a predicted model, not a curated record. Gene Ontology annotation, molecular function: protein kinase binding. The coding region runs from base 78 to 671 and encodes 197 amino acids.